AUGUCUGGCCUCCAACAAGCAACCAGACGGCUUCUACGCCAGUCUAUGACCAACAAAUUCGGAGCACAAUUCACACCAUUCGGCUCAGUCGCACAACUUCACCAACAAGGGCCUUCACGCUCAGCCGUAGUCCACGAGCAAGCACUCCCGCAAUCCCAAACACCAUCUGUCGAAGCACCAUCAUUCCUCUCUCGAACCCAACAACAACAGCCCUCACCAAAAGAAAAGUCCCGCAACCUCGACAAGAUAAUCUCACAAAUCCCCCCUCAAUCUCGCCCCCACCUCGCCAUCCCACCCGCUAUCAGACAGCACCAUUUCGUCGGCGGCUCUCUAACCGGACAGGGCAAACUCGCCCUGGCACCGUACAUGUGGACAUCAUCCCAAAAGAGCAAGAGCGAAUCCACCAGCAACGGAAACAGCAAAACCAGCAGCGUUGUGUCAGUCUUCCACAUCGGCCGUGAUCUCUGCGGUCAUCCGGGCUUCGUCCACGGCGGUCUUUUAUCUGUACUUUUCGACGAGGUCUUUGCGCGAUGUGUCUCCGCUGCAUUUCCCAGUGGUCUCGGUAUGACGGCUAAUCUUAAUGUGGAUUUUCGGAAACCUGCGCUGCCGGAUCGUUUGUAUGUUUUGCAGGUGGAGACUACUAAGGUUGAGGGUCGAAAGGCUUGGGUGCAGGGUCGUAUGACUUAUCUUCCUGUGCAUCUACCUGUUCCGUGUGAUUCGGUGGAACCUAUUGUUUCUGACUCGGCCCUCCUCAGAGAAGAUGCUGAGGGGUCGGUUAUGGUUGCCGAGGCGAAGGCGUUGUUCAUUGAGCCCAAGUUUGCUGAUUCCAUGGUCUCGGUUUAUCGCACAUGA
Penicillium waksmanii is the source of this 852-nucleotide messenger RNA. Its product is annotated as PaaI family thioesterase. Bases 1 to 852 code for a protein of 283 amino acids. The record is from RefSeq and is a predicted model, not a curated record. NCBI's taxonomy places the organism in Eukaryota, Fungi, Ascomycota, Eurotiomycetes, Eurotiales, Aspergillaceae. The transcript has 3 exons.